Dermatophagoides farinae (American house dust mite) is the source of this 623-nucleotide messenger RNA. RefSeq names its product Signal peptidase complex subunit Spase12 (gene Spase12). NCBI's taxonomy places the organism in Eukaryota, Metazoa, Arthropoda, Arachnida, Sarcoptiformes, Pyroglyphidae. The record is from RefSeq and is a predicted model, not a curated record. Gene Ontology annotation, cellular component: membrane; signal peptidase complex. Gene Ontology annotation, biological process: protein targeting to ER.
AUAAUUGGAUUUUUAGAUUUUCAGCAAAUAUAAACGGCUAAAUCUAUUAUAUCACCUGAAUAUUUUUAUUUUAAAAUUUAAUAAUAAAUUAGUAAAAAAUGUUUGAAGAUUAUACCAAAUCACUUUAUAUGGAUUUUGAUGGACAACGUCGUGCUGAAAGUUAUUUCGAAAGAAUUGUCGUUUUAUCCAGUAUUAUCGGAUUAAUAGUUGGAUAUGCAUAUCAACUAAUUUCAUUGGCCAUCAUCAUAUUGGGUGUCGGUUUCGUACUAUCCGCAUUGAUAACCAUACCACCAUGGCCAAUGUAUCGACGUUGCCCAUUAAAGUGGCAAAAACAUGAUCCAACCAUGUUUGACGAUUAUACACCUGUUUCAGGUGAUGAAUGUCAUCAUCAUCAUCAUCAAAAUGAAUCACAGCCAUCAACGUCGGGACAACAACAAUCGAAAAAAAGUUCAAAAAAUAAAAACAAUUAAGAAAUGGGUCGAUUAACCACGGGCACAAUUUAUUGUUGAUUGAUUGAUUUUAAUGGUUGGUUUUGUAUUGUGAAACGUAUUAUUUUCCAAAGGCAAAAAGAGAGUGUUUUUAUUUAUGUGAAAAAAAAAUAAAAAUUGGCAUAAACUCUUUUC